This is a messenger RNA of Rubroshorea leprosula, 1327 nucleotides long. NCBI's taxonomy places the organism in Eukaryota, Viridiplantae, Streptophyta, Magnoliopsida, Malvales, Dipterocarpaceae. The record is from the annotation of a GenBank genome assembly.
UCAUAAAAUAUGAGGAAGACUUUGAAUGAUUUCUAAGUAUAGGGAGGAAAAUGAACGAAAAUUAAAAGUGGAGGGACUAUAGUUGGCUUUAACCCUUUCAUAACCCAGAAUGGUGGGUUGAGAGCUCUCGACGCUCCCGACGUUCUCAUGGCACCUACGGCUGGAGGUCUCAUCAUCUCCCGCUUCACUGCCCUCUCAUCAGAACCCUUCCGCGCUUCACUUUCCAGCCUUGUAGCCGUCACGAAGCGCCCCAACCGCGCCAUAUUACCCCCCACUUCCUCCGCGAGAGCUGCUCCAGUCACCGUCAGGUGCCUGAACGGCGGCGGGGUGUCGGAUGACUUCGUCUCGACCCAAAAAUCCAACUUGGAUCGUGGGUUCUUGGUGAUUGGUAAAAUGUUAAAGCGCAUCGAGCCCCUUGACACAACUUUUAUCACCAAGGCGGUUUCGGAUUCGGCCAAGGAUUCCAUGAAGCAGACCAUUUCCACCAUGCUUGGCCUUCUUCCAUCUGAUCAUUUCGCCGUCUCCAUUUCCCUCUCCAAAGACCCCCUUCAUCGCCUCCUCUUCUCAUCCAUCAUUACUGGAUACACGCUGUGGAACGCAGAGUACAGGAUUUCAUUGACGAGAAAUUGGGACAUACCUUUGGAGAAUACCAGAGAGGAGGAGUAUUUGAGGCAGAGUGAGGUUUUGGAGGAGAAGAGUCAGGGGAGAGAGAGUAAGAGUUGUAUUGAAGAAUUACAGGGGAUAGAGCCCCAGAUUUUUGGAGAUUUGUCACCGGAGGCAUUGAAUUACAUUCAGAAGUUACAAUCUGAGCUGUCUGAAGUAAAGGAGGAUCUGAAUGCGAAAAAGAGGGAAAAUAUGCAAAUAGAAUAUGAAAGAGGAAAUCAGAAUGACUUGUUAGAAUAUUUACGAUCCUUGGAUGCUGACAUGGUGACUGAAUUAUCCCAACCAUCAUCAUUAGAGGUGGAGGAAAUCAUCCACCAACUUGUUCAGAAUAUAUUGCACAGAUUCUUUAAAGAUGAGGUUAACUCUAACUUUAGGGGAGAGACAGUCACAGAAAAUACAGGGAAUCAUCAAUAUGCUGAUGAUGAAAAGCUUGGCACAAUAGGCACUUCCCGUGAUUACCUUGCAAGGCUGCUUUUCUGGUGCGUUGGCAUUUCUCUUGUUUAGGUUUACAUCAAUAUUGUUCAAAUGUCUGUGCAUAUGCAUCAGCACGUAAUUUGUUCUCAUAUUAUCAUUGUCAUUUAUGUUGUAAACAAAUUGCUCUUUCCUUAGUCCAAACAGGCAGUUUAGUACAUGUUUGUCUUCACCUCUGUAGAUGUUUCACAUA